GCUCAACUUCCGUUCUACACUUCGCUAAUACUGUAUCGUCACACACCACAAUGACCCGACACACGUUCAUCUUUUGGCUUUUGCAAUCUCGAAAACCAGAUGUAAUACGCCAUCUUCAUCUGAUUUAAAAUUCGCUAGAGUCGUCAGUACACACAAUGCUGGCAGAGUCAGUUUCGAUGACAUAAAAAGAUCCACCCACUGACCACAAUAGUGGUUUUCAAUAUGCAAAUCUAUCCCCCAUUACGAUCUCGAUUCUUCAAUCACUUUUAAAUACCGUUAAUUUCAUUUGUUACUAUACCAUCUUGAAUAAUUGAGGUCAUUUUGAAUGAAUGAUCUAUUGCGAUUUCAUUGCUCGAGUAUAUAUAAAUAAGGGUUCUCAUUACGCAUCCAAGUGUUAAGCAAUCCUUGAAAAUGUUGAGACGGUGACAGGAGUCAUUGAACGAGAUCCACUCCCACAAACAUCCCACAAUUGCCUCCAUGGUGCCGCCCGAGUCCCGAGCAGACAAGAACGGGGAUAUCGCCCGGAGGAUGUCCAAAUCACUUCAUAAACUGCGGAGGGCAAGCGAAGAUCUCUCGUAAUAGUUUUGCGAAGGUCCAUCGUGCUUUCCUCAUUCACGCAUUCCUCAGUUCUGCUGUAUAAAAAGCAAAUGUAAUUCUUUUCUCCCGUAUCUUUCUCGGGCAUACUGGGUUAGUGACCAUGCACUCCUUCCAUAGCUGUUUAUAAUUCUGCAUUACCCCCUCCCUCGACUCGACAUAUUUUCAUUUUUUUUUUCCUGGCCCACUUCUUGUACAUAGUAUACUCUAUAAUUCAUCCCUCCCGUGCUUUCUUCCACCCAGCACCAUAAGGGUCCUCCACCUCCGACAUAAUCACAUCCAAUCCCCAUCUCUCCCAAAAAUCGAAAAUCAUGAGUGCAAUCCAAGACGACCAGAACAAGAUCGAAUCGGGUGAUGCGCGCAAACCGCACACACCGGACUCAGGUUCGCACCACACUCAAGACAAAGAAGGAAUCAUGGGAGAGACCGACGCGCUAGAGGCGCACGGGCGUGCAAAUUUCAGUCGACUCGGCUGGAAGCGGCUUACGGUUAUUUUACUUGUGGAAGCCAUUGCGCUUGGUGCUCUAUCUAUUCCUGGAGCCUUUGCAACGUUGGGUAUGGUAGCUGGGGUGAUUCUCACCGUCGGGGUUGGAUUGAUUGCCAUCUACACCAGUCAUAUAAUAGGGCAGGUCAAACUGGCGUUUCCACAUGUGGCGCAUUAUGCGGAUGCUGGGAGGUUGCUGAUGGGACGGUUUGGGUACGAACUAGUCGGGGCGAUGUUUGCGCUGGAGCUGACAUUUUUGGUGGGAUCGCAUUGUUUGACGGGAACAAUUGCGUUUCUCAACUUGUCGAACAAUGGGGCGUGCUCAGUGGUUUUUGGGGUUGUGUCGGCUAUUAUUCUGCUGGUGUUGGCAAUUCCCCCUUCGUUUGCAGACGUGGCCAUCUUGGGUUAUAUCGAUUUCGUGUCAAUUAUGGCAGCAAUUGGCAUUACUAUUGUAGCUACUGCUGUGGUAUCUGGUUCUUCGGCCGGGGGGUUGGCACAAGUGGACUGGUCUGCGUGGCCUAAGGAUGAUCUCUCUUUCUCGGAUGCUUUUAUCGCCAUCACCAACAUUGUCUUCGCAUACUCAUUUGCAGUGUGUCAAUUUUCCUUUAUGGACGAGAUGCACACACCACGUGAUUACCUCAAAUCGAUUUGGGCACUCGGCUUAAUCGAAAUUGUCAUCUACACACUCACAGGAGCAUUAAUCUACGCCUUCGUUGGGCAGGAUGUGCAAUCCCCUGCACUUCUAUCAGCCGGGAACCUCAUGGCCAAAGUAGCGUUCGGCGUUGCGCUACCCGUCAUCUUCAUCUCGGGCUCCAUCAACUGCACUGUGGUCGCGCGCUACAUUCACGGACGCGUAUAUAAGAACUCAGUGGUGCGCUUCAUCAACACGAAAAAAGGCUGGCUGACAUGGUUGGGGCUUAUAAGCUUCCUUACAAUUAUUGCGUGGGUGAUUGCGGAAGCAAUCCCCUUCUUCUCGGAUCUGCUGUCCAUUAUGUCGGCGCUGUUUGUCUCCGGUUUCACAUUCUACUUCCCGGCCAUGAUGUGGUUCAUGCUAAUUAAGAAGGGGAAGUGGUAUGCGCGUGAGAAUUUGUUCUUGAGUGUGGUGAAUGGGGCGGUAUUUGUCAUCGGGAUUGUGGUUUUAGUGGGUGGGACGUAUGCGGCAGUGGAAGACAUUAAAAACCAAUACGCCGAAGGAACAGUUCGAGGGGCGUUUACAUGUGCACCGAUAUCAUAGGGGUGAGGUAGUGUUGAACAAGUUUUUCUCAAACAAAAUGGGAUAGAAAUGCGAUUAUGUCUCCUUUCUUGCAAGAAUUGACUCGAAGAAAGAAUUAGAAAGAUAGAAAGAACAUGACCUUAAUGAAAUUAAUGAAGAUUUACGUCGAGGUCGUUAGCCCUGUGAUCUCUA
Botrytis cinerea B05.10 is the source of this 2483-nucleotide messenger RNA. RefSeq lists its product as hypothetical. Gene Ontology annotation, cellular component: vacuolar membrane. Gene Ontology annotation, biological process: amino acid transmembrane transport. NCBI's taxonomy places the organism in Eukaryota, Fungi, Ascomycota, Leotiomycetes, Helotiales, Sclerotiniaceae. The record is from RefSeq and is a predicted model, not a curated record. The transcript has 2 exons. Bases 906 to 2312 code for a protein of 468 amino acids. Gene Ontology annotation, molecular function: amino acid transmembrane transporter activity.